Myotis davidii is the source of this 2048-nucleotide messenger RNA. It is a transcript of the gene ZMYM5, whose product is annotated as zinc finger, MYM-type 5. The coding region runs from base 23 to 1588 and encodes 521 amino acids. The transcript has 6 exons. Lineage: Eukaryota; Metazoa; Chordata; Mammalia; Chiroptera; Vespertilionidae. Gene Ontology annotation, molecular function: zinc ion binding. The record is from RefSeq and is a predicted model, not a curated record.
CCUUUUAAUCCUGGUAGGAUGAAUGUGGCAGGAAAUGAAUUUCAGAAAGGAGGAUUUGCGACUCAUCAUAGUCCUGUUUUUCAUACAAAGCUAUGAUAACCAAUCAGGGAUGUCAGAAGAUAAGACCAAAUUACAGAAUAACAAGAUUAAAAAAGCAGACAAUAGAGAUUCUUGGAUCUCCCAGUCAGCAUCAUUUCCGCGUAAUCAAAAACAGCCAGGGAUGGAUUCUUUAUCACCAGUGGGCUCACUUCCUAAACAGAUUUGCCAGUCUUCAGCCAAACAGCAACUUACUAAACCAGCUAAAAUCACUUGUGCACACUGCAAAAAACCUUUACAGAAGGGACAAACAGCUUAUCAACGAAAAGGAUCAGCUCACCUCUUUUGUUCUACUACCUGCCUUUCCUCCUUCUCUCAUAAGCAUACUCCAAAGAAACACAAUGUAAUGUGUAAAAAAGAUGUACCUGCAAAAAGGGCUACUGUUGUUCCUCAAGUGCAGUCAAGCCAACCAUUCCAGGAAUUCUGCAGUACAUACUGUGUGUCCCCCUACGAAGACAACCAGAGUCUCAGAAAAAGAAUUUCAAAUAAAUCAAGAUGUACAAUCUGUAGUAAACUAACAGAGAUUCGCCAUGAAGUCAGCGUUAAUAAUGUGACACACAAACUGUGCAGUAACCACUGCUUUAACAAGUACAGGUUGGCUAAUGGUCUGAUAAUGAAUUGCUGUGAACAUUGUGGAGAGUACCUGCCUAGCAAAGGUUCUGGAAACAUUGUCCUGGUGAUUGAUGGCCAACAGGUGACAUUCUGCUGCCAAAGUUGUGCUAAUGAAUAUAAACAGAUGUUGGAAGCAAAAUCAAAGAAAAUAUCCAUAUCAGAAAACAGAAAAAGAAAUGCUAUUAGAGAAGAAAAUGAAGGGAAAUUAUAUGGAUCAUUGAAUACACUUUUGAAAAAAAUAGAGGGAAUACCAAGAAAAAAGGAAAAGACUUCAGAGCCACAGCUAUCAGCAGAGUGCAAGAUAGAUGUAUCACUAACCAAACAGGAUAUGAAUUUACCUGCUUCUGCAUCCAUCAUAGAUGAUACAUUCCAAGAGCAACUGGAAGGUAAAAAAUCUGAAGACUCCACUCAAGCAGUUGUGCUUUCUGCAGAUCCAGGCACAUGGCCCCGAUUUUUAAAUAUUAAACAACGGGACUUUCUUAUAGAAAAUGAACCCCCUCAAGUAAGAAAUUUCAACUUUCCAAAAGACAAUACAGGGAGGAAGUUUUCAGAAACUUAUUAUACACGAAUUCUUCCAAAUGGUGAAAAAACCCCUAGAUCCUGGUUGCUUUAUUCAACCUCAAAAGAUUCUGUGUUUUGUCUACAUUGCAAAGUCUUUGAGGGAGGAAAAAAUCAAUUGAAGAAUGAGAAUGGGUGCAAAGAUUGGCAGCACUUAUCACACAUUCUUAGUAAACACGAAGAAAGUGAAACGCACAUCAACAAUAGUUUUAAGUAUUCAAAAUUCAAAUCUGAUGUGGAAAAAAACAAAACUAUUGAAACUGUAGAACACAGAGAACAUGAGAAUGAGACCAAUGAGAGUGUGCUGUUGCUGUACACAUGAUAUACCUGAUAGGAUCUUAUGUUCACUCACAAGAGAUCUGUACCUCACAGUCAAUACCAUUGUGUUCUAAGGCUCCUACAGAGAGUAACUCAAUAGUCCAUUUGCAAUAAGCAUAAUGGCAAAGAAAUAGUAAAGAAUGUUUGUUUUCCAAAUUCUAAAGGUAUUUUGAUUCAAUAGGAAUUAAUGCAAGUUUCAGUAAACACAGUUGUUAAUUUUUUCAAUCUAUCCACACGUUUUUAAAAUGGCAUUUGAUAGGUUUGGUUAAUUUUCUAUUCUAAGUAGAAAGCACAGAAAGAGGUAGAAAAAGGCUUAACUUUAUCAAUACCAGUUUGAACAAGAUACUUAUGUGAACAAGUGUUCUCAUCAUUAUUAUUAAAGUAAAAACAUUCAGCAGCAGUCUAAAAAUAGAGUCGGAUAUGAAACUACAGAGUUUUGCUAUUAAACCAAAUACUUGUGAUUU